Messenger RNA from Astyanax mexicanus (Mexican tetra), 1737 nucleotides. Its product is annotated as gastrula zinc finger protein XlCGF7.1-like. The transcript is spliced from 2 exons. Gene Ontology annotation, biological process: regulation of transcription by RNA polymerase II. Bases 546 to 1316 code for a protein of 256 amino acids. The record is from RefSeq and is a predicted model, not a curated record. Gene Ontology annotation, molecular function: RNA polymerase II cis-regulatory region sequence-specific DNA binding; DNA-binding transcription factor activity, RNA polymerase II-specific. NCBI's taxonomy places the organism in Eukaryota, Metazoa, Chordata, Actinopteri, Characiformes, Acestrorhamphidae.
GUGGAGCGUCUCCUCAUUAAUAAUACAACUGAGCUGAGCGAAACGAUUAGGGGCUAAAGCCCCGGAAACUUUUAUUUUGACAGCUGGUUGCCGGAUGUAACCCCAUUGGCUCCUAAGCGGGACUAGAGUGUUCAGUUUAGAAACACAGCAGCAGACUGUUGGAGGUUAAGGUGGAUUCAGGACUGUUUAUUGUAUUUGAUUAGAUCAAGUAACAGAGUCAUUGUGAUGUAUUGAUUGUUCUAAUAGUUUCAGCGCUUUGGACAGAUGUUUGCUGUGGUUUAAAAUGAAGACUGUAUUCUCUGUAGGUGAAUAUGGAAGGGUGGUUAGAGUUUCCCCCGGUCUCCAGUAAAGUGGAGCAGCAGAAGAUCCAGCUCUGAUCAGCAGCUCCACACCUCUGUACUCAGACUGCUCUGCUGGAGGAACACCAUCAGCUCACCUGCUGCAGAACUCAAUGCUAUGCUGUUCCAAGUCUUAUCCUGAUCCCAGUGUCAACAUUUCUAACUGGAGGAAGUUAAGCUGCACAAGUUCAGUCAGAAGAUCUCAACAUGGCAUCCAAAGAAAUCUUCAAUACACAGCAAAUUUCCUCUCCUACACCUCACAAGCAAAUGCAGGAAAGUACAUACAAGAAGAAAACUCACGUCUGCUCAGAAUGUGGGAAGAGCUUUACUCAACAGUGUCACCUCCAGCAACACUGGCGCAUUCACACUGGAGAGAAACCGUUUCACUGCUCAGACUGUGGGAAGAGUUUUAAUGAACAAAGUAAUUUUAGAAAACACCAGCGCAUUCACACUGGAGAGAAACCAUAUCACUGCUCAGACUGUGGGAAGAGUUUUAAUUUACAGAGUAGUCUCCGGCGACACCAGCGCAUUCACACUGGGGAGAAACCAUAUCACUGCUCAGACUGUGGAAAGAGUUUUAAUUUACAGAGUAGUCUCCAGCGACACCAGCGCAUUCACACUGGAAUAAAACCAUAUUACUGCUCAGAAUGUGGGAAAAGUUUUACUCAACAGAUUAUGCUUACAAGACACCAGCUCAUUCACACUGGAGAGAAACCAUAUUACUGCUCAGACUGUGGGAAGAGUUUUACUCAUCAGAAUUAUCUCCAAAGACACCAGCUCAUUCACACUGGACAUAAACCGUAUUACUGCUCAGACUGUGGGAAGAGCUUUAAUAAACAGAGUCAUCUCCAAACACACCAGCGCAUUCACACAGGAGAGAAACCAUAUUACUGCUCAGACUGUGCAGUGUGCUUCAGGUAUUUACAAACACUCAAGAAACACAAGUGCAUAAAGACCAGUCUUGAAAGUGGGCAGUGAUGCACCUAAAACCAUUCCAUGCCCCAAUCCUGGCUUUGAACAGUUUCUGAAGAAUAGUCAUUAAACAAAAUAUAGUUGUAAGUACUAAGUUUUAUGUCCAGCUUUUAGCCCAUGCACAUGGUUCCAAUCAGAGCAGAGGACUGUUGCUUUGCCAUGGCGGUCCAAUUAAAGACACUUCUUACAUGACACUUCUCACAACACACACCUCAGGACGAAGCCCCAUUGACUGACCUUAAUGCCAUUCAUGUAUAUUUUAUAGUUUUCUAUGAAUUCUGCUUCCAUCUGUUGUGUAUGUUUCGGUUUACAUAGGGCUUAGUGUUAAUAGCAUGUUUUAUAAUAAUUUGUAAUAAUGUUAUUCAUAUGCUUGUAUUUUUUGUAGUUUUAUCCAACUUCAAAGAAACCAUUAAAGGGAUGAAUUGGG